CUCUUGCGAUUUAAAAUUUGUAAGGGGCUUGUUGUUGUUUUCUGCGGGUACAUGCAAAAAUUAGAAUGUCAAAGUCCUUUUCCGUGUAUUUGACUUUAAAAGAAAUAGAAAAGUGGAAAUAUGUGUCUAAAAAUGAUUAUAAACUUUAUCAUUUUAGUGAAAACAAAAUCACCCUAUAAGAAAGUUGUUUCAAUCUUUGAGUUGACUAUCGAAAUAUCCAGUUGAAGACAUAGCAAGUGCCCCCCGGUGAAACCAGGGACGCUAUUAGUACAGUGGCAGUCGUGCAGUUCCUGACGUCGGGGCAGUUGAUCCUUUUCUUUCUAAAAAAAUCCUACCCAUGGCAUAGAAUAGAUGAACAACUUAAGUUAGGCCAACCUUACAUUUGUUCGAGACAAUCAUGGAUGAUGCAGACUUGGAGAAACUUUCUGUCAAGCCCGGAUCCCUUAGUCCAAAGUUCGAAAGAAACACGACAGAAUACGCCGUGACUGUCGCGAGUGAUGUGGGCAAACUGACCAUCAGUUGCUUGACAAGUGACAGCAAUGCAAGCUACCAAAUUGUGGGUGGGGAUGGAGGGAGGACUGUUGAUCUUGCAGAGCGUAAGACAACAACAAUCAAGAUUGAUGUGUCUGCCGAAGAUGGAACAUCAAAGCUCUACAUCAUCCAUGCCAAGAGACUCUCAGCCAAAGAUGCUUCCCUGACCAAUAUCAAGAUAGCAGAUGGGUGCCUGGUUCCUGACUUCAGCCCUGAUACACUCGCCUAUUCAUGCAUUCUUCCUUACUCUGCCAGUGUACUGAAGGUCACUCCGACUGCUCCUGAUAAAAAGAAUGUAGUGAAGGUCAACGGUCAAGACCCGGGGUCAGAGGUCAACCUUCAUGUUGGUGAGACAGCCAUAGAGAUUGAGGUCACAUCUGCUGAUGGGUCCAAUAAACAGACGUACACUGUGAAUGCCACAAAAAGAUGGCUGGGACGUGCAGUACAGUUUGCCAAUAGCAAAAAUGCUAUGAAGUAUGAAUGCCCUAUCACCAUCAGUCCAUUUUAUAAGCCAUGCAGUAUCAAAGGUUCUGACCCAAAGCAUGUAUUCAGUGAACCAAUCAUUGAUGAGCUGACAAGAACAUCAAAGGUAGAUCCAUUGGAUGGGACACCCCUCGAGAAUGAAUGGAAGGUUCCAGAGGGAGGCAUUGAGAAGGACUUGUCUAGUGCUACAGUAUGUUGUAUCUACUGCUAUACAGGAUGUGAAGAGAAGAUGAAGUACAGUACUCUAGGGACUCAUAUAAAGACAUGUGGGAAGAGACCUAAGAUUGAUGCAGAACCAGAGAAUGCUGAGACUUGUAAAGAAUGCAGUCGCAAACGCCCCAAAGAUGAAAUGGACUGGCACAUGGCCAACAUGUGUACCAGCAAACACACCAGUAGGGAGCUCAAACAUUCCAUAAAGAGCCAUGACUGGGAGAAAAAGUUACAAGUUUCUGAAGAAUCUGGAAGUGCAGAUCAGCUAAUGUCAAAGGCCAAAGAUAUCAUCAAGAAAUACAGAAUUGCUCUGCCAAAGAAAGGUCAGUCAUCACGUUUUGAGGAAGGCGGAUCCCCGUUGGACCUGCUGCACUUGGCUGCUGUGAACCUGGCAUGCGGCAUCAAGCAGAAACCUAAACAAGCUGACCUCCAUUUUACAUUGGGCCUGGUCCUGGAAGAGACGUACUAUGCACAGGACAUGUAUGGACUCAAGAAGGAUGAUGAUGACCUUGAUGACAGCAUGGCAACCCUGUCCCUCGGCCUGAGCACCAAGUCAAAGGACAGUAGCAAGGAGGAUGAUAUCCAGGCCAUAUGUCAGCAGAGAGGAGCAGGAGCCAACGCCUCUCUUUCCCGACAGCUUCAGGCCAUCGACGAGGAGUACAAGCACCUGCUCAACAGCGGUCAGUCACAAAAGGCUGACUAUGUCCAGGAACUGUAUCUGUUCAAGUCCAAGCAGGCUACUCAGGGUGGAAAGACAUCUCAGGCAGCAUCCGAUGAAAGCAACCCGCUAGGUCAGGCAUGCGUCAAGUUCAUGGAUGCCCUGUUCUUGGAGCAGAAUAAUGUUAUGUACAACAUCCAUGUGGGAAGGCUACUACUGCUUCAGGACAAAGUGGAAGAUGCCCUUGUUAGGUUGCAGCAUGCAGUAGGCCUCAAACCAUUCCUACCCAUUGCUAGAUUCUACCUUGGCUUAGCAUUGGUCCAGCAGAAGAAUGGUCCUGGAGCCAGGAAUAAAGAAACCACUACCUACCUGCAUGAUGGCAUCCAGUACCUGCUAGAGCUCACAACCAAACAGGCUGAAACAGUGGAGAACAGUUCCUCAUGUGACCUUCACUCAGAGGACCUAUGGAGGACUUCUAGCGGCCAGCUUCUCAAGGGAUGUAUAGAACUAGGAAAGCUACUCAAGAAGACACCUAUAUCGGGGUUCCUCGGUGCUGCCGAUGUCUUUCACAGUGCUGCCAUUUUGGCAGGGCAGAACCUAUGCACGCUGCCCUCUAGAGGCGACACCUACCAGUCAAUGGAGUGGGUACUCCUUGACGUUCAUGCCAUCCUGCUAGAGAUGCUGAUGGAGAAAGAUGCAGGGAAUACCCCUUGGAUUGCUCAACGAUGUCAGCGUCUCUCUUCACUCAUCAACUGCUCUACCAUCCCACAGAGUCAACAGGUUCUCAAACUUCAGGAACAGACAUGUCAAAAGGGAGUGAUAGCCCAACCAUGUAAUAGCCAAGCUCUGUGUCACCUGGGCACCUCCCAGCUAGCCAUGUACGAGAAUGACCCGACCUCUGACCUAGGAAAGCAAGCACUCCUUGAUGCUAGGUUGUCCUUUAGGGCAAGCAUUGAGAAAGAGGGCAAGCCAAGUAUAGGUGGUGACCUGCCGACUCAGAUGACAGAACAAGGUUGGUGGCAGGAGAAAAAGAAGAAGGAAGAGGCGGCAGCAGCCAGUAAGGCAGCACCAGCAGAUAAGGGUAAGGGUGUGGCCUCCAAGGCUGCCCCAGCUAGGGGAGCACCUGCAAGGGGUGCACCAGCAGGGAGGGGUACUACUACACCAAGGGGUGCAACCAGAGGCGGUCCAGCAGCUAAGACGGGUGCAGUCAAGGCAGCGCCAAGGGGAGGCGCAGCCCGUGGGCGUGGCACUACCUCUGGGCCAGGCAAGGCUGCCCCAGCCCGUGGAAGAGGGGGCAGUACCACCAGCGUGGCCAAACCUGCCGCAGGGGCUAAAUCAGGUCCAGCUAGCAAGACUGCUGCAGCUCCAGCCAAGGCAGCACCCACUCCAUCUCCAGAGCCAAGUAAGGAGGCUGCUGCCAAAUCAGAGACUAGCCCAGUGCCUGCCAAUGCUCCUCUGAAUCGCAUGAGCUACCUUCCACGUCUUGGCCUAGCGAGGGCGCUAGCUAAAGAGACGGAAAAUACCAAAGAAUCGAGAAUGCUCUAUGAUGAUGUCAUCACUAUGGCACCUCAGAUCCAUGAUGCCUACAUAGAGCUAGCUGAACUCCAUAUUAAGACGGAGCCCCUCCAAGCUGUUGAUGUAUACGCCCGCUAUCCAUUCUCAGACGAAGAGUCAUAUGACGAUGCUUUCCUCCAUGGCGAGAUCCUCCGUCUGCUCAUGAAGCAUGAAAAGUUUGAUGACCCCAGACUGGAGAAGCACAUGAUUGCAUAUGGCAGGAUACUUGGCAAAGGAUGUAUUGAGAAGUAUGUUCAAAUCCUGGAGGCUAAGUUCAAGAAUGAGCUUCUGAUGAACGUCUAUGCUGCCGUCAACCACAAAGCAGUGGAUGAUCCGGACAUGCAGGCAUUCUUUAAGUUUAAGAUGUGGCUAUAGUCAGAUUCACACGUAUCAUCUUAUUGGGGACAGUUGCGAAUGUUUCUCUCGACAGCCUAUUCUAACUGAAUCAAGAUCCUUACGUUCCUCUUUUUCCAAUUCUCUUGUUACCCCAAAAAUUUCCAAAACCUGGGGUGAAAGAUCAUUUGUUUACUCAUCUUCUAUUAAGCUAUGGAAUAGCCUCCCUCAAAACAUCAAACAGUGCUUGACUUCUGAACCUUUCAAACAUUACCUCAAAACAUUUCUGUUCAAUUCUUCUUAAUUUCUUUUAUAAUUUCCUAAAAAGCGCCUUGAGCACUCUACAGAGUGGAUUUGGUGCGAUAUAAGUCUAAUUAUUAUUAUUAUUAAUCACGGGGCCCCAUCUGCAUUGGAAAUGACAAAGAUAGUAUUUCAACUGAAAUGGCUAAAUAAUGACCGUUACUGCAUGAAUUCUGAACUCCUGGGCCGGUAUUCAAUUGAAAGAAUUGAAUAUUUUGCUUGGCAUUUUACUUGGCUAAGCAAAAGUCACAAAUGCCACAUCAGGGUGAAGACUGACCAAUUGGUUAGUGUUAUGGCAUCUAUGUUUUUAUUUUCUUGAACAUAUCACUUUUUUUUUAAUACAUGGUCUUGUCACCACCACAGUUGGCCAUGUGAGAGGGUUUUACGUUAGAAAGAUCAGAAGAAAAAUAAUAUUUAGAAAAAGUGGAAAGGCCAAUGCUGCCCGGUUUAUGUGUGUUAAAUUAGGCUGAAGUAGUUGAUUUUAUGGAAGAAAAAUCACUGUCAUUUGAUGAUCCGUCCAAAAACACUAGAUUCCAUCCAGAAGAAAAACCUUCCACAUUAUUUUAUAUCGUUGUGCCUUGCUGUGACUUUUUCUAACAGAUCAUAGUGUAUACAGAGUUCUAUUGUGUAUACAGAGUUUUAUUUUAAAUAAAGUCAUUUCUAAAGUUAAA
This is a messenger RNA of Lytechinus pictus (painted urchin), 4740 nucleotides long. RefSeq lists its product as uncharacterized. Bases 398 to 3811 code for a protein of 1137 amino acids. The record is from RefSeq and is a predicted model, not a curated record. NCBI's taxonomy places the organism in Eukaryota, Metazoa, Echinodermata, Echinoidea, Temnopleuroida, Toxopneustidae. The transcript is spliced from 20 exons. Gene Ontology annotation, biological process: protein polyubiquitination; ubiquitin-dependent protein catabolic process. Gene Ontology annotation, molecular function: protein binding; ubiquitin protein ligase activity.